AUGCGCGCGCUACUGGAGAGCAGCUGGAUGAGGUUCGGGCCAGCCGGCAGAGGGACGUACGACUGGGUGACGGGCUCCCCUUCGCCCCCCACCUUAGAGAAGCAGCUGCAGGUCGACGGCUGGGAGGAGCUGAACCCAGCUGAGGAGAGGAAGUUUGAUCCAGUGCUGUACGUGGUGCUCCCAGUCCUCUCGGUCCUGGCGCUGGUGCUCCUGCUGGUCCUGGUCCGUCACCGGUGCAGCCGCAGCAAGUUAAGCCUGGCCAACAUCAUCGCCCUCGACCUCCAGGACGCCGAGAGCAGCGCCGAGUUCCUCUCGUCCCUGACCUGUAACGCCGAGCGCCACACCAGCACUAGCUCCGAUGCGUCGGACGGAGUCUUCCUCAUGGUCUACCUGCCACCGCCCUACGAGGAGACCUUGACCAGGAUUACACGUGCUGCCAGCAUCACCAGCUCCAAGGACGUGGAGUCCAUAAAGAUCGAGGACUUAGAGGCUAAGCUGUGCCCAGACUUGAAGUCCAGUGGUCGCUUUGUGUGA
This is a messenger RNA of Lampris incognitus (smalleye Pacific opah), 534 nucleotides long. Its product is annotated as small integral membrane protein 28-like. The record is from RefSeq and is a predicted model, not a curated record. Bases 1 to 534 code for a protein of 177 amino acids. The transcript is spliced from 2 exons. NCBI's taxonomy places the organism in Eukaryota, Metazoa, Chordata, Actinopteri, Lampriformes, Lampridae.